AUGGCGCAGGUCUGGGCGGUGUUCCUGGCCGUGGGGUCGCUCGCCAUCGGCAUGCUCGGGGUGCUCGGCGUCUGGCUCUGCUACCUGUUCCAGGCUGUGGCGCUGGGCCCGCCUCCCGCCCCGCCGCCCGAGACGCCGGAGACGGUCGACGACGACAACGACGACAAGAACGGGCUAUCAGAGGCGGAGCUGAGGCAGCUGGGCGGGGUCGUCCAGCCGGAGCCAGCGGACGGCGAGGAGGAGGAGGAGGCGCUCUGCCCUAUCUGCCUCGACGCCAUGGAGCCCGGCCGCGCCGUGCGCGUCCUCCCCGGCUGCAACCGGGCCUUCCACCAGGACUGCGUCGACCGGUGGCUGGCCAUCUCGCCGCGCUGCCCCGUGUGCAACAUCUGGGCCACGCCGCAGUCGCCGCGGGCCUCGCCGACGGCGGCCAAGACUGCUCCGGGUCCAGGGUGCUGA
Molecule: messenger RNA, 456 nt
Organism: Triticum dicoccoides
Lineage: Eukaryota; Viridiplantae; Streptophyta; Magnoliopsida; Poales; Poaceae
Product: E3 ubiquitin-protein ligase ATL23-like
Exons: 1
Coding region: 1-456 (151 amino acids)
Source: RefSeq, a predicted model, not a curated record